This is a messenger RNA of Meloidogyne enterolobii, 4050 nucleotides long. The record is from the annotation of a GenBank genome assembly. Lineage: Eukaryota; Metazoa; Nematoda; Chromadorea; Rhabditida; Meloidogynidae.
AUGGUUGAUUCACUUUUUGAUGUUCGAAAUAAUUAUUAUCUUGGAGCAUAUCAACAAUGUAUAAAUGAAGCACAAAUUGUAAACUGUAAAACAGACGAGGAACGCUUAAAAAAAGAUUAUUUUCUUUAUCGUGCCUAUAUUGCAUUGAAAAAAUCUUCAAUUCCGUUGUCUGAAAUUAAUUCAAAUUCUGGACCUGAACUUGUUGCUCUACGUCGACUUGCUGAAUAUUUUAAUAAUGGUGAAAAAAGAUCUGAAAUUAUUCGCCAAGUUACCAGUGAACUCGAACAGGUAGACUCUGAAGGAAAUGAAUAUGUCAACUUAAUAAAUGCUACAAUAUUUCUUCAGGAAGAUGUUCGUUUUUUUUUAGAAAUUUCAAAAUUUCAGGAUGCUGAAAAUGCUCUUCGCUUUAUUAGCCGUAUUUCUGAUCAAACUUCUCUUGAGUGUUUAUCAAUGAAAAUACAAUGCCUUUUAAAAUUGUGGCGAAUUGAUUUAGCUUUGGCAGAAUUGAAAAAAAUGCAAGAAGUUGAUGAAGAUGCAACUAUUGUACAAUUGGCAACUGCUUGGGUUUAUAUGGCUAUGGGAAAAGACAAGAUCAAGGAUGCAUUCUACAUUUUCCAAGAAAUGGUUGACAAAUACGGAGCAACUCCAACAUUGCUAGUGUCUCAAUCUUCAUGUCUUAUACAGCAACAAAAAUAUGAAGAUGCUGAAAAAUUGCUCAUGGUAUUUUUAUUUUUUAAAGAAGAUUUCUUGAUUGGGUUGACCAAACGAAGACCCUUAAAUUUUCGUAGUUGUGGGGGCUUACCUGAGGAAUUCCAACCACGGAACGACCAAUUUUUUAAAAAUAUUCAGAUUUUUCAAAACAUUCCAAUUUUUAAAUUAUUCCGUGUUUUGGUCGUUUGUGAUUUGGUAUUCCGUGAAUUGUCCGGGCAGGGAGAUAGCCCGACACUAAGUUCUCAUAAGUUCUCAUCUCACACACUAAGUUCUCACAUUUUAACAUUUGAAUUUUUUAAGGAUGCCCAACAACGUGAUCCUAACAAUCCUGAAGCUUUGAUUGGACUUUUUGUUAUUGCUCAUUUCUUAGGAAAGCCUAUUGAGGUUUCAAAUCGUUAUAUGAAUCAACUAAAACAGGAUCAUCCAACACAUAUUUGGACAAAAGAUUUUAUUGCAAAGGAACAAGAAUUUGAUCGUUUAAUUUUUAAAGGUUUCAGACGUUUAAAUAAAAAUUUUAUUUUAAUGGAAGAAAUUGUAAACAAAGUUGUUGACAAGGUUUGUGAAGAGGAUGCUGACAAUGAGGGUAAGAAGAUAGGAGAAGAAGGAAAUAAAAAACCUGGAGAAGAAGAGGAAAGAUUUGUGGAAGGAGGAGGAGAAGGAAGAUUUGAAGAAGUAAAUGGAAGACAAAAAGAGGAAGAAGAAAAGGAGGAGGAUGGGGAGGAAGGGGAAAUAUUUGAAGAAGAAGAGGAGGAAAAGAAGGAAGAUGAAGAAAAAUUGGACGAAGAGGAAAAGGUGGGAGAAGUAAAGGAUGGACAAAAAGAAGAAGAAGAGCAUAAUGAAGAGGAGGAGCAAAAUGAAGAAAGAGAAGAUGAGGAAGAAGAAUGUGAAGAGAUUGAAAUAAAAAGGGAAGAUAAUGUAGAGGAUGAAAAAUUUGUUGAAGAAGAAAAGGAAGAGGAAGAUGUGGAGAACAAUUUAGAAAUUGAAGAAGAGGAGGAGGAAACAACGGACAAUGUGAAGGAAGAUGAUUAUUCUUCUCGUAAAAGUUCUAGUGGAGAAAGACAAAGUUUUAAAAUUAUGGAAUUUAUUGACUUUGAUGAAAUAAAAAAAGAACAUCAAGAUGUUGAGGAAAUUGAAGAACAAAAGGCUUCCACUAAUUUGCUGACUCAAACUGUUCCUCAAGCAACUACAAACACAUUGACCCAAUCUAAUGGAGGAGGAACAUUUAAUUCAAGCAUUAGUCAGCAACGUCCAAAGCGAAACCGUGCCCGUCGUUUGUAUACUCCUUCGCCUCCACCACGUUUUGGAGGAGAGUCUAAAAGGAAGAGGGAAUCGGAUGAUUCAUUAGCCUCUACUUCAUUGCAAACUUCUUCUAAUCCAAAAAAGAUUUCUUGGGCUAAAGAACAACCUCGUCAAGUUCAUUCUGCUAAUAAACCUCAACAACAACAGCAACCAGAUAAUUUUACUCCUCAUCCUCCUCUUCCAUCACAAUCUUCAUCAUCUCAACAACAAAACAUGGAUUCGACCGUUCCAAAUUCUUCUUCGUCAUUGUCAUCUUCUUCUCAUUUUUCUUCACAUCCUCCACCUAUCGUUAAAUUUGGGCAUUCAAUUCCUCAACCAAUGUCUAAACCGCCAAGUACUUUUGGAUAUUCAAAUCAACAGUCACAAAUGCAAACAGUUCAACAGGCACAACAUGUAGUUGUUUUAUUACGUCAAAAUGAAAAGUUGGCUAAAGAAGUUGCUUCCUUGAAACGUUUAAAUCAGGAGCAACAACAACAAAUUCAAAGUUUAAUAAGUGCUAAUCGUGAAUUAAUUUGGGCAUUUAAUGAAAGUCGAAGAGAACAUGAGGAAUUAAUGAAACAAUUAAAGACUUUAAUGGCUUCUAAUUCUAAUAAAAAUAUUAAUAAUAAUUCAAAUGGGAAUGUUGGCCAACAACAAAUGGGAAAUACUAAUUUUAAUGUUGCUUCUAAUCAAAAUAUGCAACAACAAAAACAACAACCUCCAGUCGUCCCAAAAAUGGAAGUUGUUGUUCCAAGACGUAUCUUAAGCAAAACUAUUACAAAUACAAACAAAUCGUCAUCUGACUUACAACGAAGCGAAAAAAAACUUCAACAAUCUAAUGAAAUUUCAUCAUAUCAACCAACAGUUUUUGCUCUUAGUAAACCUAAAAAAUCAAAAGUUGUUGACAAUAAAACGACUCUUAGAACUUCAGCAAAAUCACAACAAAAACCACCACAGAAACAGCAACAACAACAGAAACCAAAAUUACUUUCCAAUAUUCCUUCUUCUGAACAAAAAAGUUUGGUGAAUUUACCUUCUGUUGAAGUAAAAAAGGAGAGGGAAGAUGUUGGAGAGAUUAUUAAUCGAAUAUUGCCACAAAAUGUUGAACAAAAGAAACGUACAAAAGAAGAAGAAAUUGAAUCUAUUAAAGAAGAAUUAAAUAUUUUAAAAUCUAAUCCUGAUUCAAGCAAAUUUCUUGGACAACGUAGACCUGCAUUUUUUACUCCGAAAGAAUUUGGGGAUUGGCAUUCUGUUGUUAGUGGAGAUUUACGUAAACAACUUGUUUUAAAAAUCUUCCAAGCUUUAUGUCCAGAAGUAACACAAAAAUGUAUUGAUGAUUAUAAUAAAGCUUAUCCAUCACGUGUUGAUUAUAUAAAAAAAUCUGUCAAUUUUUCUUUUGAAACGGAAAAUGAUUUGUUUGUAAAUUCAAAAUCAAAAGAAUUAUAUAUUGGAUUAAUUGCUGAAAAAAUUUUUACAUUACGUGAAGCUAUUUCACGUUUUUCAACGAAUACAACAACAAGUGGUGGAGGGGGAGGAAGUUCUGAUACAAGUAAUGAUGAAAGGCGUAAUUCUAGUGGAAAUAAUAAUGGAAAUGCUAAAAGAAAAUUGGCAGAUGUUUUAAAGAGAACAACAAGAAGUAUUGGAAGUAAUGAAUAAAUUGAAGGGGGAAGAGAAUAGAAUAAAGAAAACAAUUUUUUGAAUUGUUUGUUUUUUGACCAUAUUUUAGUUUUAUUAAAAUUUAUUUGAAAAAAAAUUUUUUUUUGUUUGUAUGAUAUUUUAUUUUUAUUAAUACUUUUUAAGUGUUUUGUUUUUAAAUUAGGAAUUUCGGUUGAAUUUUUUUCUAAAAUUUUUUGAGAUUUUUUUACAGUAUUUUAAAGGAUGAGAUUAUGUAUAUGUUUGGUUUUGUUGUCUGGAUGGUCAUUUUCUAGAUGGUUAUGUUUGGUCUGAAUGUGUUCAUGUUUUGUCUAGUACGAGCUUGGAGAUAUGGGAUAAACAGGAUAAGGUAGUUUUGUGGGAUUUGUUGCUAAUGGAGAGGGUAAAAGGUGUGAAAGUGGAGUUUAG